AUGUCCUCUGCACGCUUGACAGGUUUACAAAAGUACCCUCCAGUUCCUCUGUGCGCCCUGACAGAACACGUCCAGCGACUAAAAGCCAACAAGAAUCAGCGCUUCACUCAGGAGUAUGAGUGUAUUGAUCCAUGUCAGCAAUUCACCUGGCAGCACUCCAACCUGGAUGUGAACAAGGCCAAGAACCGAUAUGCCAAUGUAAUCGCCUACGACCACAGCCGGGUGCUGCUCCGCCAUGUGGAUGGGGUUCCUGGCAGUGAUUACAUCAAUGCCAACUACAUUGACGGCUACAGAAAACAGAGAGCCUACAUCGCCACCCAGGGGCCACUGCUGGAGACGCUGGGGGACUUCUGGAGGAUGGUGUGGGAACAAAACGUCCAUGUUAUCAUCAUGAUAACACGCUUGGAGGAGAAUUCUAGAGUCAAGUGUGAGCAGUACUGGCCCAGCCGUGGCACAGAGACCUAUGGCGUUAUCAGUGUGAGCGCUGUGGCGACAGUGGAGCUGGCCACUCACAGUAUGCGCACCUUUGUUCUGCACAAGGUUGGCAGCAGUCUGAAAAGAGAAGUCCGUCAGUUCCAGUUUUUGGCGUGGCCAGAUCAUGGCGUACCCGAGUAUCCCACACACAUACUGGGCUUUCUGAGCAAGGUCCGGGCCUGGAAACUCUCAGACACUGGCCCUGUUGUGGUGCACUGCAGUGCGGGAGUGGGCCGGACCGGAUGCUUCAUUGCCAUAGACGCCAUGCUGGAGAGGAUGCAGCAGCAGCAGUCUGUGGACAUAUAUGGCCAUGUGACGUACAUGCGGGCACAGAGGAACUACAUGGUCCAGACGGAGGAGCAAUACGUGUUCAUCCAUGACGCACUGCUGGAGGCUCUUACCUGUGGCCACUCAGACGUCCCUGCUCGAUGUCUCCAAGCACAUGUGCACAAGCUGAACCAGCCCGAGAACGGCCACAACAGUAACGCCAUGGCCAUUGAGUUCAAGAAGCUAAGCAGCUGUCCUGUACAGGCCUUCACAUUCAUCAGUGCUACUUUACCGUGCAAUAAAUCCAAGAAUCGACUGGAGACUGUCCUGCCGUUUGAGGCAAGCCGCGUGAGGCUGCAACCGCUCAGAGGCCUGCAGGGCUCAGACUACAUAAACGCCAGCUUCAUCGAUGGAUACAGGUCUGAAAGCAUCUCACCUAGAGGGAGGGGCCCAGGUGAGGAGACAGACCAGGAGGAGACAGACCAGGAGGAGACGGACCAGGAGGAGACAGACCAUGAGGAGACAGACCAGGAGGAGACAGACCAGGAGGAGACAGACCAUGAGGAGACAGACCAGGAGGAGACAGACCAGGAGGAGACAGACCAUGAGGAGACAGACCAGGAGGAGACAGACCAGGAGGAGACAGACCAGGAGGAGACAGACCAUGAGGAGACAGACCAGGAGGAGACAGACCAGGAGGAGACAGACCAGGAGGAGACAGACCAGGAGGAGACAGACCAUGAGGAGACAGACCAGGAGGAGACAGACCAGGAGGAGACAGACCAGGAGGAGACAGACCAGGAGGAGACAGACCAUGAGGAGACAGACCAGGAGGAGACAGACCAGGAGGAGACAGACCAGGAGGAGACAGACCAUGAGGAGACAGACCAUGAGGAGACAGACCAUGAGGAGACAGACCAGGAGGAGACAGACCAGGAGGAGACAGACCAUGAGGAGACAGACCAGGAGGAGACAGACCAGGAGGAGACAGACCAGGAGGAGACAGGCCAUGAGGAGACAGACCAUGAGGAGACAGACCAGGAGGAGACAGACCAGGAGGAGACAGACCAGGAGGAGACAGACCAGGAGGAGACAGACCAGGAGGAGACAGACCAGGAGGAGACAGACCAUGAGGAGACAGACCAUGAGGAGACAGACCAGGAGGAGACAGACCAGGAGGAGACAGACCAUGAGGAGACAGACCAGGAGGAGACAGACCAGGAGGAGACAGACCAGGAGGAGACAGACCAUGAGGAGACAGACCAGGAGGAGACAGACCAGGAGGAGACAGACCAUGAGGAGACAGACCAUGAGGAGACAGACCAGGAGGAGACAGACCAGGAGGAGACAGACCAGGAGGAGACAGACCAGGAGGAGACAGACCAGGAGGAGACAGACCAGGAGGAGACAGACCAGGAGGAGACAGACCAGGAGGAGACAGACCAGGAGGAGACAGACCAUGAGGAGACAGACCAUGAGGAGACAGACCAGGAGGAGACAGACCAGGAGGAGACAGACCAUGAGGAGACAGACCAGGAGGAGACAGACCAGGAGGAGACAGACCAGGAGGAGACAGACCAGGAGGAGACAGACCAUGAGGAGACAGACCAGGAGGAGACAGACCAUGAGGAGACAGACCAUGAGGAGACAGACCAUGAGGAGACAGACCAUGAGGAGACAGACCAGGAGGAGACAGACCAGGAGGAGACAGACCAUGAGGAGACAGACCAGGAGGAGACAGACCAGGAGGAGACAGACCAGGAGGAGACAGGCCAUGAGGAGACAGACCAUGAGGAGACAGACCAGGAGGAGACAGACCAGGAGGAGACAGACCAGGAGGAGACAGACCAGGAGGAGACAGACCAUGAGGAGACAGACCAGGAGGAGACAGACCAGGAGGAGACAGACCAGGAGGAGACAGACCAUGAGGAGACAGACCAUGAGGAGACAGACCAGGAGGAGACAGACCAGGAGGAGACAGACCAUGAGGAGACAGACCAGGAGGAGACAGACCAGGAGGAGACAGACCAGGAGGAGACAGACCAUGAGGAGACGGACCAGGAGGAGACAGACCAGGAGGAGACAGACCAGGAGGAGACAGACCAGGAGGAGACAGACCAUGAGGAGACAGACCAGGAGGAGACAGACCAGGAGGAGACAGACCAGGAGGAGACAGACCAGGAGGAGACAGACCAUGAGGAGACAGACCAUGAGGAGACAGACCAGGAGGAGACAGACCAUGAGGAGACAGACCAGGAGGAGACAGACCAGGAGGAGACAGACCAUGAGGAGACAGACCAGGAGGAGACAGACCAGGAGGAGACAGACCAGGAGGAGACAGACCAGGAGGAGACAGACCAGGAGGAGACAGACCAGGAGGAGACAGACCAGGAGGAGACAGACCAUGAGGAGACAGACCAGGAGGAGACAGACCAGGAGGAGACAGACCAUGAGGAGACAGACCAUGAGGAGACAGACCAGGAGGAGACAGACCAUGAGGAGACAGACCAGGAGGAGACAGACCAGGAGGAGACAGACCAUGAGGAGACAGACCAGGAGGAGACAGACCAGGAGGAGACAGACCAGGAGGAGACAGACCAUGAGGAGACAGACCAUGAGGAGACAGACCAGGAGGAGACAGACCAGGAGGAGACAGACCAUGAGGAGACAGACCAGGAGGAGACAGACCAUGAGGAGACAGACCAGGAGGAGACAGACCAGGAGGAGACAGACCAGGAGGAGACAGGCCAGGAGGAGACAGACCAGGAGGAGACAGACCAGGAGGAGACAGACCAGGAGGAGACAGACCAGGAGGAGACAGACCAGGAGGAGACAGACCAGGAGGAGACAGACCAUGAGGAGACAGACCAGGAGGAGACAGACCAGGAGGAGACAGACCAGGAGGAGACAGACCAUGAGGAGACAGACCAGGAGGAGACAGACCAUGAGGAGACAGACCAGGAGGAGACAGGCCAGGAGGAGACAGACCAGGAGGAGACAGACCAGGAGGAGACAGACCAGGAGGAGACAGACCAGGAGGAGACAGACCAUGAGGAGACAGACCAGGAGGAGACAGACCAGGAGGAGACAGACCAUGAGGAGACAGACCAGGAGGAGACAGACCAGGAGGAGACAGACCAUGAGGAGACAGACCAGGAGGAGACAGACCAGGAGGAGACAGACCAUGAGGAGACAGACCAUGAGGAGACAGACCAGGAGGAGACAGACCAGGAGGAGACAGACCAUGAGGAGACAGACCAUGAGGAGACAGACCAGGAGGAGACAGACCAGGAGGAGACAGACCAUGAGGAGACAGACCAGGAGGAGACAGACCAGGAGGAGACAGACCAGGAGGAGACAGACCAGGAGGAGACAGACCAUGAGGAGACAGACCAGGAGGAGACAGACCAUGAGGAGACAGACCAUGAGGAGACAGACCAUGAGGAGACAGACCAUGAGGAGACAGACCAGGAGGAGACAGACCAGGAGGAGACAGACCAUGAGGAGACAGACCAGGAGGAGACAGACCAGGAGGAGACAGACCAGGAGGAGACAGGCCAUGAGGAGACAGACCAUGAGGAGACAGACCAGGAGGAGACAGACCAGGAGGAGACAGACCAGGAGGAGACAGACCAGGAGGAGACAGACCAUGAGGAGACAGACCAGGAGGAGACAGACCAUGAGGAGACAGACCAGGAGGAGACAGACCAGGAGGAGACAGACCAGGAGGAGACAGACCAUGAGGAGACAGACCAUGAGGAGACAGACCAUGAGGAGACAGACCAUGAGGAGACAGACCAGGAGGAGACAGACCAGGAGGAGACAGACCAUGAGGAGACAGACCAGGAGGAGACAGACCAGGAGGAGACAGACCAGGAGGAGACAGGCCAUGAGGAGACAGACCAGGAGGAGACAGACCAGGAGGAGACAGACCAGGAGGAGACAGACCAGGAGGAGACAGACCAGGAGGAGACAGACCAGGAGGAGACAGACCAUGAGGAGACAGACCAUGAGGAGACAGACCAGGAGGAGACAGACCAGGAGGAGACAGACCAUGAGGAGACAGACCAGGAGGAGACAGACCAGGAGGAGACAGACCAGGAGGAGACAGACCAGGAGGAGACAGACCAGGAGGAGACAGGCCAUGAGGAGACAGACCAUGAGGAGACAGACCAGGAGGAGACAGACCAGGAGGAGACAGACCAGGAGGAGACAGACCAGGAGGAGACAGACCAUGAGGAGACAGCCCAGGAGGAGACAGACCAGGAGGAGACAGACCAGGAGGAGACAGACCAGGAGGAGACAGACCAGGAGGAGACAGACCAGGAGGAGACAGACCAGGAGGAGACAGACCAUGAGGAGACAGACCAGGAGGAGACAGACCAGGAGGAGACAGACCAUGAGGAGACAGACCAGGAGGAGACAGACCAGGAGGAGACAGACCAUGAGGAGACAGACCAGGAGGAGACAGACCAGGAGGAGACAGACCAGGAGGAGACAGACCAUGAGGAGACAGACCAUGAGGAGACAGACCAGGAGGAGACAGACCAUGAGGAGACAGACCAGGAGGAGACAGACCAGGAGGAGACAGACCAGGAGGAGACAGACCAGGAGGAGACAGACCAUGAGGAGACAGACCAGGAGGAGACAGACCAGGAGGAGACAGACCAGGAGGAGACAGCCCAGGAGGAGACAGACCAGGAGGAGACGGACCAGGAGGAGACAGACCAGGAGGAGACAGACCAUGAGGAGACAGACCAUGAGGAGACAGACCAGGAGGAGACAGACCAGGAGGAGACAGACCAGGAGGAGACAGACCAGGAGGAGACAGACCAUGAGGAGACAGACCAGGAGGAGACAGACCAGGAGGAGACAGACCAGGAGGAGACAGACCAUGAGGAGACAGACCAGGAGGAGACAGACCAUGAGGAGACAGACCAGGAGGAGACAGGCCAGGAGGAGGACAGACCAGGAGGAGACAGACCAGGAGGAGACAGACCAGGAGGAGACAGACCAGGAGGAGACAGACCAGGAGGAGACAGACCAGGAGGAGGAGACAGACCAGGAGGAGACAGACCAUGA
Molecule: messenger RNA, 5823 nt
Organism: Knipowitschia caucasica
Lineage: Eukaryota; Metazoa; Chordata; Actinopteri; Gobiiformes; Gobiidae
Source: the annotation of a GenBank genome assembly